AUGGAGUCAUUAUUCUCACUCAAUCCAGGACCUUAUCAAUCAAUAGAUGCUCAUGCUUCAACAUUGUUGGACUUUAACGAAGAUCUGAAGGAAGGAGUUAAUGUGUCGAUUUCUCAACCAUUUGUCUCAAAGACUACAGGAUUCGAGUUGGAGUUGGCACCGUCGCCACUAUACAUGCGCGCUUCGGGUAUUGUUAGAAUGAGUGGUGGCAACUUGACAGUGCGAGUUGAUAAUAAGGAGGAUGUCGUGGCAGAGUUUAGAAACAGACUGGGCAGAGACCUGAUGGCAACGAUGGUGGCCAGUGCCAAGCUGCAGUCGCUCAAGACACCAGACAUCACCGGCAAUCUGCUGUACAAGGGCAACACCUUUGUGUCAGAGAUGCGCGCCAGCAACAAGAGCGAGGGAUUGGUUGGCGUAUCACAUCUGCACGCGAUCAACAAGAGCUUCGCCGUCGGCUUUGACACCUUCUUCAAGCCCACCUCCAAUCUGACGGGCGGCUCUGCCGCGCUGCGCUACCAAGGCACAUUUGGCCGCGCUCCCUUCCAGACAAAGCUAUCGGUCGACCAUCAACAAAUGAUCUCGCUGUCGGGCUUCACCGCAUUGAACAACGCCAGCUUCGCCGCGCGUGUCUGUCUCGACACCCAGAAGCAGGAGCACUGCGCCGUCUUUGGCUCAAGCCUCUGGUUCUCGCUCAAGGUCGGCGGUCACAUUGUGCCCAUCACCAUCACCGGCCGUACCAGCACCACCCUUGAGCAUGCCGUUCUCGUCCACAUCCCAACUCCCCAAGUAGCCAUCUUGAUCAACACCUCCAUCAAGCAGAACAAGCCAACAUUUGGACUCUCCCUGGUCCUCUAA
Acytostelium subglobosum LB1 is the source of this 855-nucleotide messenger RNA. RefSeq lists its product as hypothetical. Gene Ontology annotation, biological process: transmembrane transport. Lineage: Eukaryota; Evosea; Eumycetozoa; Acytosteliales; Acytosteliaceae. The record is from RefSeq and is a predicted model, not a curated record. Gene Ontology annotation, cellular component: mitochondrial outer membrane. The transcript is spliced from 2 exons. The coding region runs from base 1 to 855 and encodes 284 amino acids.